UACCCUCCAACUGGGGUUUCCACUUUGUGCUUUUGAGCUUGCCUUUCAUGUCGGGCGGCUUCGAUUUUGAUGAAUUGGAGGAUUUGGAGCAGGAUCGCCCUCUUCGCGCCGCGCCGCGCUCCGACGAGGAAGCGGAGGCCGAGGAUGAAGCGGAGGCGGACGAUCUCUUUGACUACGACCCCCGCUGCACCGUGGCCACCGGCUUGGCCACGGACGUGGCACUGCCCGCCGUCGCAGUGGCCGUGGAGACGCUCGACGCGCGGCCGCGCGGUCCGGCGGAGGCGGCUGAGUCGCCCAACGAGCUGAGGGAAGUGGGCAAUACUUGCUUCCGCAGCGGCGACUUCGAAGGCGCCGAGCGUUUCUACUCAACGGCACUGGCCGCUCAGCAGGGCCAGCAGAGCCCCAGGCUGUUCUCGAACCGCGCCGCCACGCGCUUGAAACUUGCGAAGUGGGAUCAGGCGCUGCAAGACAUCAUGGAGGCAACGAAGCGCGAUCCUGCGAACCCCAAGGUUUGUGAGCGCUUCGCCCGAUGUUUGCUGCUGAACAAUCGUUUGCCCGAAGGUGUCCACAUCUGCCGGCAGCGGCUCAAAAACCUCACCGACGCGCAGAAGGCUGAUGCUUGGAAGCCCUUUAUUGAGAUCUCAUCCCGCUUGAGCCAUCAUGCUGGAGUCCUCCAUGAGAUGGAGGGCAUCUUGAACUCGGUGCACAGCUCCACUGCUCAAAGAAUCGAGUCAAGCCCCGUGGCAGACGCCCGGGCGAUCGUACAUGGCUGCGACUCCAUGUUGAAAUUGCUCAGUGACCUGGAGACCACCUCGCCCUUCGGUGUGCGCCUGCGGUUUGGAAAGCUGCGUGCCUACUUGUAUCCCAUUCCCGGGUCCACGACUUCGGACCUGGCGGCAGAGGAGCGACUGGACUGGGCCAAGAAGGCCUUGCAGCUGACGGAGGAGCUACUGCAGGAGGACCCCCGUUGGCCGGACUCGCACCACUGGCGGGCCCGGGCGCUGGUGCGUUUGCAGCGGCGCUCUGAGGCUCGAGAGGCGCUGCGAAGGGCACAGCUUUGUGCAGAGGAGAAGGGUGGCCAACACAACCUCACGGAAGAGCUUUUGGACGGAAUGAGGCAUGUUGACCAGCAGAAGGAGCGCGGCAACGAGGCCUACCGCACACAAGAAUGGAGCUUAGCAAAAGAGUGCUACGACUUGGCAAUUGCUGCAGAUGCCUUGCGGAUGGACGUGGAGCUCAGCGCGCAGUUGCACUGCAAUCGCGCGAGCGUUUGGCACCGCUUGGAGCAGACGAGCUGCGCGAUGGAGGACCUACACCUGGCCUUACGUCUGGUGCCCAGCUACGGCAAGGCCCGGGUGCGGCGCGGGAUGCUCUACAUGGAGCUGGAGCGCUACGGGGAGGCCGUGCACGACUUCGAGAUCGCCUUCAAAGAGACGCCGCGCUUCGAAGGCCUUAGUGCCUGGCGUGCCGUGGCACUGCGCUGGGCUGCCCGCCCACCACGGCGGAACUUCUACGCGCUGCUGGGCCUUGGAGUCCUGGCGACGCCGCAGGAGAUCAAGAAGGCUUACCGGAAGAUGGCCCUGCGGUGGCACCCAGAUAAGCACCAAAAAAGCGCAGCACUCGCGCAGCACAUCGGGCCAUCCCGGUGCCCGGCCUUGAGGAACGUCGACCGCGCCGAGGAGGCAGCGCAGAGGUUCAAGGAGGUGCAAGAAGCCUUCGAGGUGCUUUCAGACCCGGCCAGACGUUCAGAGUGGGAUCCUUUUGAGGCGACAGGGAACAGCUUUGGAUAUCCCGGGCGGCCUGCGUGGCCAUGAUGUGGGA
Durusdinium trenchii is the source of this 1821-nucleotide messenger RNA. Lineage: Eukaryota; Dinophyceae; Suessiales; Symbiodiniaceae. The record is from the annotation of a GenBank genome assembly.